GUCAGCAUCACUUUUUCCUUUUUCCAAAAGAUUCAUUACUUUAGAUCUGCUUGUUCAUCACUUUCAGAGGCAUAUUUGCUGGAGAAACAAAAGUCCAGAUUUCAGUUCAAGUCUCGAGGAGAAAUGGCUACAUCUGAUGCACAUUCAACAAGUUCAGAACCACAUCAGCGGCUUCAAAGGGUUGUUUCAGCUCAGUUUAGGACGCCUUCCCUUGAUCUAUUAUCAGAUACAGAAGAAGCCAGAGAAAAAUACUUCAAAAUUUGUGUACCUCUUCGUAAAGCAGCAUUGAAAGGUGAUUGGAAAGCAGUAUGGCACAUCAUAGAACAAGAUUUGACCCUUCUGACUGCGGCCAUAACCAAGGGUUGGUUAACGGUUCUUCAUGUCGCAGCAGGAGCAAACCAUGUCCACUUGGUUGAAGAGUUGGUGAAAUUAAUGGAGCGGAAUGACUUGGAAUUACAAGACCAAAAAGGGAACACAGCCUUCUGCUUUGCUGCUGCAUCUGGGAACAUCAAGAUUGCUGAAAUAAUGCUACAAAAAAAUGUAUUCUUGCCAAAUAUCAGGGGUGGACAAGGAGUGACUCCUGUCGUCAUGGCUGUUUUACAAGGGAAAUGUGAAAUGGCAUCGUAUCUAUAUCCUAAAAGUUAUGAAAUAUUUGACGACUGGGAUUGGAAACUACUGUUCUUCAUUUGUCUCAACUCUGGAAUCUAUGAUUUAGCCUUGGUACUGCUACAAAAGAGGCCAGAGCUAGCUUUAGCUCAGGAUGGAGAAGAUGGCACAGCUUUGCAUAUGCUAGCUCGAAAGCCUUCAAGUUCUGGUUGCCAGAGUCCCGCACAUCAAAAACAGAUCAUGAAGUCCAGUAAGUGACUACAAUCAACACUAUCAGGAAAACUAAGUAAUUAGAUUAUUUUGUCCAUUUAUGUUAUUUAUUGGGCAGAAGAAGAAAUACUUAAUAUUCCUGAUUACUUGAAAGAAGGAAAGCAGGAUGGUGAAAGAAGCUACCAUCAGUUCUUGCUUUAAAGAUUCUCAAGAAGAAAACGGUUCUGUGCUUGGUUAUUCUUAUUUUCAUUAUGGCAGGCAUAGGCUGAAUCUAAUUUUAAAAGCGAAAGUACUCCAAUCAUCCUAUACAUAACUAUUGACCCAAGGAAGAUGCUACCUCCGACCCUUAAUAUAAAAAGUAGUUGACUAAUUUGAAUAAAUUAAGAAAAUUAGUUAAGUUAGUUAUUUGUA
This is a messenger RNA of Neltuma alba, 1227 nucleotides long. RefSeq names its product ankyrin repeat-containing protein ITN1-like. The record is from RefSeq and is a predicted model, not a curated record. The transcript has 4 exons. The coding region runs from base 124 to 864 and encodes 246 amino acids. Gene Ontology annotation, molecular function: protein binding. NCBI's taxonomy places the organism in Eukaryota, Viridiplantae, Streptophyta, Magnoliopsida, Fabales, Fabaceae.